Messenger RNA from Leptomonas pyrrhocoris, 2161 nucleotides. RefSeq names its product ABC transporter-like protein. NCBI's taxonomy places the organism in Eukaryota, Euglenozoa, Kinetoplastea, Trypanosomatida, Trypanosomatidae. Gene Ontology annotation, biological process: transmembrane transport. The transcript has a single exon. Gene Ontology annotation, molecular function: ATP hydrolysis activity; ATP binding; ABC-type transporter activity. The record is from RefSeq and is a predicted model, not a curated record. Gene Ontology annotation, cellular component: membrane. Bases 56 to 2161 code for a protein of 701 amino acids.
GGAGCAAAAUAAGAAAAGAAGAAAGAGAGAGAACAUAAUAAUCAAGGUUAUCAUCAUGGACGCAGGUGCAUCGUUAUCCCCCGCUGCGGCACACGCGGAGGUGACCGGGACACUGCAGCUGGUCCGUUUCGCCUACGCCUACGUGCGGCCGCAGCUCCGCGCGAUCGUUUCCACCGUGCUCUUCAUGAUCGGGGCGACAAUACUCAGCAUUUCCAUCCCGGUUCUCGCGGAGGAAAUCGUCUCGUACGGCACGGAGACGGUCACCAAGACGGUGAGCGGCGUGGUGCACGUCGACAACGCCACCGCUGCGACGGGUGUGAACGGAGCACAGGAGACGACGGCUGGCAGUGGACGGGUAAGAAGCUACCUCAUUGAUAUUGGACCGUUCAGCGAGCGGCUCCUGAAGCCGUUCCUGCCCCUUCUCUUCUCCGUGCUUCGGCGCUUCUACGACGGCGUUGGCGACGGCGUGUUGGCGUGGCCCAGCCCCUACGUGGAGGGUAUUCUGUGUCGCUGUGGCUUGAUGGGGUUGGCGGUGCUGUGCUACCACCUCACGUCCCUCACCGCGCACCUCGCCGCGUACCACGCGGGGAUGGGGGCGCAAAGUGCACUCGUUCAAGACAGCGUCUCCCGCAUUCUUCACACGCAGUUCCCCGAGCGGGUGGCGAUCGUGAAUGCGGUGAAGCUGGCGCAGAUCGUCACGGCAAGCGGCAGUGCGCUGAGUGACACCGUUGGGGACCUCUUAACGAACGUGCUGUCCCGUGCGAUGUACGUGGUGGGCUUCUUUGCGGUGAUGCUGUACUUAUCGUACCAGCUCACCCUUACCAUCUUAGUGGGCGUGGUGGCGGUGCAGUGCCUCUUCUUUUUCGAAGGGCGCGCCCUGCACCGCCAAGGCAGCCGCGUCACGGCAGAGGAGUCGAGUACGCAGGCCUUUAUUGCCAACAUUCUGCAGCGCAACGAAACUAUUUUUGUUUUCAAGAGUCGCGAUUUUGUGCUGACCCGUAUGGCGGACCGUCUUGCCCGUGUGCGCCGCCUCAACAACGGACUGAAGGGGAGCAUUCACGGCUUCGCCGCACUUAGCUCCAGCAUGACGCGGCUCAUCCUUGUGUUGGCCCUUGGUUUGUCGAACUACUACCAGCAGAAGGGUCAGCUUGAUAUGCGGCACACGGUGCUGUACUUUGCGUGCUUUCAGUCGCUUGUGAACAUGCUCGCGGCGCUGUCGUCGGACGUCAACAAAACGAGUGCAACGCUGGGCCGCUUGAAGACGUUAGAGGCGAUGCUCCGGUGGUACUCCGAGCCGCUCCCCAUCACCGCUGCGGACGGCAAAAGUGGAGGUAGUGGGAAGGUCGAUUCUUUAACCAAGGGGGAAACGACGAGGGCGGUUGUCGAUGUUCAAGCAUCCAGCACCGCACCUGUGUCCUUGGAAGACGUUAGCUUCAAAUACCCUGCCAUCCCAGCGUUCUUCAGCGAAGGCGGUGCUGACGGUGCUGGCGCGGUGGUGGCUGUUGUGGAGGACUCCUUGAGCGCGUCCGUGGGGGCUCGUCACAUCAACGGCAUCGCGAACGUCAGCUUUUCGGCGCAGAUAGGCGGUAUCACCGCGCUCUACGGACCCAGUGGAUCUGGCAAGAGUACCUGCCUGCGCAUGCUGUGUGGUCUUGUGCGCCCCCACUCAGGCACCGUGCAUACACAGCGCGGCGCUAUUCUGCUGGAGCAGCAGCACGCUAUUUUCAUUGGCACCGUGGCCGAGAACAUCUUAUUAGCAGACCUCACCGCGCUGGGAGACAAGACAAGCGCGGCGUCUGCGUAUUCGACGGAGGUGCGACGGCGUGUAUCGGACGCCGCGGAGAAGAGCGGGUGUGCCAGUUUUCUCAGCAACCCUUUCGGCACGUUAAUUGAAAGCAUCGACCAUCCGCAGUUUAGCGGCGGCCAGCUGCAGCGCAUUGCCCUCGCCCGCGUCUUCGCUCAAACGGCCGGGUAUUCGCUGGUGCUUCUGGAUGAGCCGACCUCUGGUUUGGAUAAGAGCGCGGUGGAGGUGCUGCUGGGGACGCUGAAGGACCUGCGAGAUGUGCACCACAAGACGGUGCUCAUUUCAACGCACGACCACCGCGUGGCCGAGAUCGCGGAUAAGGUGGUGGAUCUCUCAAGCAGAGGGAUGCAAAUGUAG